This is a messenger RNA of Chaetomium strumarium, 816 nucleotides long. Its product is annotated as acyl-CoA N-acyltransferase. Gene Ontology annotation, molecular function: acyltransferase activity, transferring groups other than amino-acyl groups. The annotation marks the transcript as partial. The transcript has 2 exons. NCBI's taxonomy places the organism in Eukaryota, Fungi, Ascomycota, Sordariomycetes, Sordariales, Chaetomiaceae. The record is from RefSeq and is a predicted model, not a curated record.
CCGCACCCUGGCCACUUCUACACUUUCUCAGUUUUUCGUGAUUUAAAAACCAUGGCCACCACCUCCCGCAUCCGCGUCCGCGAGGGAACUCCCGCCGAUGUCGACGCGAUCGUGGACAUCUACUACAAGGCCUUCCGUGACAAUGUCAUGGACCAGCUGAUGUAUCCGGGCGGUCCGUCCGAAGACGCCAGGAGAAAGUUCACCGCCAAGGUCCUGCCACGAUCAACCCCUGAGGGUGAGAAAGGAGAAAGCCUUCUCUGUGUCGCCGAAUAUCUGCCCGAGGGCAGUCCUGCCGAUGGUCCAUGGGAGGUUGUCGCCUUUGGGAAGUGGGAUCUCUAUCGCGAAGCGCGCACGGAAGAAGAGUGGAAAGCCGACGAGUUCAACGCAACAGCCGACACAUUUGGCGCGGGCUGCGAUCCUUCUGUCAUCAACGCCUUCAUCGGUGGGAUGACACGGAAACAACGAGACCACGCCAAAGGUGAAGCCGCGCUAUUCCUCGGCCUCCUCGCCUGCAGCCCGGCCCGGCAAGGUUUGGGAGCCGGAUCGGCACUGAUGAAGUGGGGCGUUGACCUUGCCGACAGCCUUGGGCUCCCUUGCCGGCUCGAGGCUUCUCCUGCCGGCUACCGUCUCUACAAGAAGUUCGGUUUUGAGGAUUUCGAUGUGUUAGAUCUUCCGGUUACUGAAAAAUGGGGUGUGGCGAACACAAAGGGAGACAACUGGGGGCAGGACAUCGCUGUCGGUCUCGCGGGGCGGGCCCCCGACGGAGUCCACCGGUGCGCGCUGAUGAGGCGGCCGCCUAAGAGUGUCAAGGUCUAG